Messenger RNA from Chara braunii, 3345 nucleotides. Lineage: Eukaryota; Viridiplantae; Streptophyta; Charophyceae; Charales; Characeae. The record is from the annotation of a GenBank genome assembly.
ACGUACAUCUGAGCGUCGUCCAGCCCAGGGAAGUGGGGUGGACACAAGCUGGGACAAGGAUGGACUGGAAGUGUGCGGCAUGUGGGUUAAGUGGAUUUGGUAGUGAAGGAAAAGAAAUGCGUGACAAUGAUGGAUACGGGCACUGAGAUGAACAUCAUUAGGGAAAGAGAUGCGCUCAUGCUUGGGAUGAAAAUCGACCGCGCAGAUCACGGCGUGCUGCACGGGGCCAACUGCAAGGCAGUUUUUUGCGACAUCCCGUCGAAUGUGAUCAUAGAGAUUGGCAAGGUGCGAGCGAGGACGUGUUUUUUCGUCAUGCCGGAUGUGGACCAUCCCAUCCUUCUGGGCAGAUCGUCCAUGUGCAGGACAAAGACCUUGAUCUUCAAUAAGCACGAUGGGACGAUGAUAUUGCUUUUCAGUGACCCAGCCUGUGGGAACUACGAAGUCGUCACCUGUCGGAACACGGGGCCAGGGAGCGAGCGGAACAGGCCUAACCCCGGCUCGUUCACUUAUGUGGAAUCGAAGAACGACCGGCGGAGGCUAGCGGAGGAGUCCGAGGAGGAAGGUGGGGCGGAGAUGCUGUCACUAAGCCUUAUAGACAUAAGCAAGGCUAUGGAGAUUGUGGCAACGCAUGAGAUGGCGGACCCAGAGGCCAUUAAGGCCUUGCGAGAGCACGUUUUGGAGUGCCCACAGGCAGGAGAAGUGGAGCUUAUCUAUCGACUUCCUGGAGGGAGGAAAGGGUCUGCGAUGGCACAGGCGCAGACGACAAGCCGACCUUUUUUAGGGGACGGCUUAAGCAGCACCCAAAGGCGGUACAAAACGGUAGAUAAAAAGUGCCCCCCUGUUCCCGUGCUCGUUACGGAAGAUGAAGAGGCCUAUUACGAGCGGGAGCGAGGAUUGAUAUGGCGAAUGUCUGACUUUUUGAAGGCAGCCAUGCAGAGGGGCGAACGGGGCACGCGGCCACGACAGAGACCUCUCGGGGUAUCCGGAGGGGAGGAGCGGCAUGGGCCCUUCAGGAGAGAGCCCACACCCGUGUUUGAUGACGACAACAUCGAGCUCUUCUUGGACGCCUACCGAGAGCAUGCAGCCCAGAGAGGAUGGGACAUGUCCGAGAGGGCGUUACUCAUUUGGACAAGAGGAGCGGAGCGUCCGCUAGCAAGACAGAUCCAGGGUCGGGCACGAGAUUGGGAGGAUUGUCGGGCUCAAUUAAGGGUGGCGUUUCGGCGACCGGAACCAGAGAGGCCAGAACCAAGGGUUGAUAGAAGGCGGCGAAGCAAGAGGUUAAGGGAUUUGGAGGCAAGAGAGCUGGUGGCAUCGAAAGGUGGCCGGAAGGCCCUGGCACAGCGGGAGGAAGGACAAGCAGGGCCAACUAGGGCGAGGGAGUCCUUCCCUGCUUGUGGCCUCAGGCAGGUAGAGUUCCAUCAAGUCACAGAGGACGACCUACUAGGGCCCUCACCACAAGCACCAGAGCGGAGGGAGAGCAAGGUACCAGCAGCACUGUUCAGGAGUCUGGAGGCCCACUUGAACGCAUCCCAGUGGGAGGCCCCUUCAGCAAGAGAGAACCCUACGGACCCAUCAGGAGGGGAGCAGACUCGCCCAGAGCCCGAGACAGAGCCACUUAGAUUGAAAGGGGUAGGUGCGAAAGAUGUCAUCAUGGUGGAAGGUGAUACUCCCUCUGACUCCCCAGCUCGAGCUCAGACACGGCGGUCUUGGCCAGAGGGCGUCCUGGAGCCAGACAGCCAGGAAGCCCCUGUACCACCACCAGAGGCCACUAUGUCACCCAGGCAGGAGGUUGAGGCGAGAGGGCCGAUGGAAGGGUGGAGGACGGAGCCGCGCCUGGUUGUCCACUCACGUUUAGCCGCGCACACAGCUGAGCACCCUGACAUUGAAGGGCCCAGCUUGGUUGGGCCAUCAUCGGGGCCAGCACGUACUGAGUUAGAGGAGGGCUCGCAAGUUGCGACUGGGGGAGUCACGGAGGCAGGCACAGGGAAGGAGCCAGACAAGGCCGCCCAAGCAAAUCAUGCCAGGGUACGAGCUCGCCUUGCGGAGAUACAUGAGCGAAGGGACAGGAUGGAGGCUGCAGGGGUAGCGCCAAGGCCACCAGUCGCCCCAAAGACAAGUGAACAGAGGAUUGACGAGGCCAGGCAAACUCGCCUGGAGGCGAAGGAGGCUGAGUGGGAGGCAAAACUCAAGGAAAUGGUGGCCACAGUGGUAAGACUUGUCGCCACCAAGGUGAUUGACUGGACUGAGCAGAGCAGGUACGGCAUCCAAGGCAAGGAGGUGCAAGGGUUGUUUGGCCAAGAGGAGGCAGCAGAGGCAUCUCGACAAGAAAAGUUGGGGAAGGUAUUUCUGGACCCAGCUGAGGCAGAGGCAAGGAAGGAAGCCAACAAGGGAAGCUUUGAGUUCAAGGCUCCCACUGAGCUGGCUUCACAGCAGGAGGCCGCUACUUCGGCAGAUACUCCUAUGGAGGCGCUGACCCAAGAACCCCAACCUGCAUCAGUAGAAGAGGGGGAGGCUGAGGAGUCACUGGCAAUCCUUCUGGACGUACAGGAGGGAACUCUCACUGAAGCGGUGGAGCCUCCACAUCUUGAGGCACAGGGGGAGGAGCCAUCACGCUUGGACGAGUUGGUUGCUGCCAUGGAGGUAGAUAUGCCGCCAGAGGAGCCUCGGGAGCAGAGGACCCUAGAGCACGAGCCAGAUAUGGGGGAAUUGAGGGCACAACUGGGCUCAUGGGCCACUGGGACCGAUUCGGGAGGACCGACUACUGAUCGGCGGCAGCAGGAGGCCACGAGCCAGCCUACUAGGGCCGCUACCCCCCAGACUCCGAGGCCUCGUGAGGGUGAGGAAGCAACUACGGCAGGGAAAACCCGCGAGGGCAGACCGCUGAGGCUGGAUACCCCUGAGUUCUGACCUGAGGAAGAGAUGCAGCCAGGGGAGUCAAGUGCCCAGGGAAUCGAAGGAGGAGAUGAGGGGCCGUGGCACCUACCUCAGAGUCAUGAAGUGGGAAAGGAGACAAGAGGAACGCCUCCGUUGUCAGGAAUCCAGAAAAAGAAGAAGAGAUUUCAAAGGAAAUCAGGGGCUAUGUGUUUCUAUUUUCUGGACGGAGUGUAUAGGGCCCUGGAGUGUCCUAAGUUCCUUAAGGACAAGGCUGAGGGGUGGGUUACUGAGGAAGAUGGCAAGAUGUAUGAUAGACAGGGCCGAGUGGUAGAAAGGGCUCCGAAUGGGGAUCGGGCCCAGUUGUAUAAGCAAAACCAGGAGGAGAUGAGCGAGUGAGGGACUGGUUCGCCUAUACGCCGGUAGAAGUGAGGUGUUUUCUGUACGUAGAAAGAGUAAAGCCAAGGGCAUAGG